AGAGCCCAUCUCUUCGCGGGCCUUUUCUGACUUCCCUGUGCCGAACCCAGAUGUCAGCUGGCAGAAGUCUACAAGAUUCGCGAGGACGUCAUUGUUCUGUUGCACUCCCAAAAAGCCCCGGCAUCACCUUCCCGAGGAACUGUCAACGCUACGUGUACAGCAAAUAGUCCAUCUUUAUCAAAUAACAUCGCUUUUCUGUUCGUCGCCUUCAGUGAACUCCUUUGCAUCUGAGCGCAUCACGAAACGAAGGUCACCGUGCGCCAUCCAGCUGCUCAACGAAACAUGAAUGAUAGCGAGCCUGAUUUGGCGAGACCGCUAUACAGAGAGCAGUCGCACAGCUUCAUCGACAUGCAUGAUGAGCACGAACAGAUUCAGCCGGGAGAUGAUCUAGAACAGCUGCGCAACGACAGAUCCAUGGUUCCCAGACUCGAGGUUGAUGGAUCACAUCCCGUGGACGUAGUCGUCCCUCAGACGGCACAAGAUGUUGACAGACAAGACAGAGAAAGAGCGCGCGCCUCGGACAAUGUGCAUACGCAAGAGUUGUACUCCGACUCGCGAGCACGAGCGGAUCUGCCCAGUAACCUCAAGUACCUGGAUCUUGCUUCAAAGUCAGCCGAAUCGCUCGAUAGGGACGAGCAAGAUGCCUUGCAGACGCUGAUUCAGCAAGGUUUCAAUCUGACUGAAGCUGAGCAACUUGUCGCAGCGCAUCCAGCAUGGCUCCUGAAAAGCGUCAUGAUUCAAGGUUAUCUUUUCGUCAUGAAGAGCUUCCUCUGCUUCUACGCUUAUAUGCCUCGACAUGAUGAUAUUACAGUCAAAUCUGGCUCGCUUGUCAAGCGGUCGCGCACAUCGAACCGCCAGCACAGGCACUGGUUCAUCUUGAAGAAUGAUGUUUUGUCUUACUAUGAACAGCCAGAUGCGCUGUACUUUCCAAGUGGCAGCAUCGAUUUGCGCUAUGCAGAGCGCGUUGUUCCAGACGUGGAGAACAGUGGAGACGGCUACUUUGGUAUGAAGCUUGUUACAAGCCAUCGCACCUACUACCUUCGGGCGGACACAGCGUCAGCUGUCAGUGAAUGGGUCAAAAUCAUACAAAAAGUCAUCUUUCGACUCAAGAACCAAGGCGACUGCGUUAAAAUCAAAAUUCCGCUUGCUUGUAUCACAGAUGUGGAGGAGAGCGACAUUGUUGAAUUUGCACGGACGCUCAAAGUCAAAGCUGCAGAUGACGACGAAACGUACGCCGUGAAUGAGUACCUCUUCCCGCUCUUCUCUAAUGCGUCCGACAUUAUUGCGCAAGUCAAGUCUCAAUUACAGGGCCGCGCUCCCUCGACCAGUGCAGUCUCCAAUAUAAGCGAUACGAGUCGAGACGCGCCGAUCUAUGAGCGGCCAAAGAUAUAUGAGCAGCUCGCGACACAGAUGAAGGAUGGCGAGGCACCCAAUAUCGAGACGUACGCUACGGCUCUUGUUGAGCAGCACAAGAAAGAGGAAGGCAUCUUACCUUCCUUGCCCAUCCUUCACUCCGGUCAUGCUGAUGAUGACGAUUUUGACGAUGUCCAGAGCACUGCGCCGGAAGGUUCAGCGCUUAAUUUGCCUGCAAUCGGUAGUCGAAUCAAGACUGUGGCGAAAACUGCAGGUCACGUCGUCACUGGUGGUGUCUUUGCGAGUAAAGAUGAACCGAUGGGCGAAGCGGAUCAACAAGCAAACGAGACAUACCGCCUCAAGUUUGGUCUACGAGACGAUACGCGCCUGUUGCGAACGUUCCAGGCAUUCUACAUGAAAGUACUACCGAGUCCUGGCGAGUUGUCGAUUGGUGAGAACCACAUCUGUUACGAUGCACACACACCUGCCUACAAAGUGCGAGUCAAGUUGCCACUCGAAGACAUCGAGACGGUCAAGAAGGAGAAGGGUUUCAAGUUUGCAUUUUCUGGUAUUGUCAUCAACAUUCGAGCACAUGAACCCAUGUUUUUUGAGUUUUCAUCAUCAAGCGAGCGGGACAGAUGUUUGGAUUUCAUUGAGGGAGCCCGAGACAAUUUGGAGAACGUCAAGGAACGGCAACGGCCCAAGAUUGAAGAAAUUGCAAAGCAACAGAAGUUGGCCAAGGAAGAACACGAUGCUAUUGAAAAUGCAUUCAAAAAGGCAGGCUACAAGCAUGACCAGGCUUCACCGCCACUGGAAAAUGUGGUGGACGUACCAGGGCUGGUCUUUGAUACACCGAAUGCUUCCAUGGUCGCCUUCAAGCCAGCCAAGCAGUUGCGGUUUACAUGCCUGACAAUUGGUUCUCGCGGCGAUGUACAACCCUACGUGGCCUUGUGCAAAGGUCUGAUUGCCGAUGGUCAAAAAGCCAAGAUUGCAACGCAUGAAGAGUUUCGCGACUUUGUUGAGUCGCAUGGUAUUGAAUUUGAGCCCAUUGAUGGGAACCCUGCCGAGUUGAUGGCGAUUUGCGUCGAGCAUGGGAUGUUCACCUACAGUUUCUUGAAGGAGGCGACAUCAAAAUUCCGGGGCUGGAUUGACGACUUGCUUAAAAGCUCUUGGAAGGCUUGUCAGAAUACAGAUGUCUUGAUUGAAUCACCGAGCGCUAUGGGUGGCAUCCACAUUGCUGAGGCGCUCGGUAUACCUUACUUUCGCGCCUUCACCAUGCCCUGGUCCAAAACGCGCGUCUAUCCACAAGCGUUUGCUGUCCCCAGCAGCGAAAAGGGUGGAGCCUACAACACAUUCACGUACAGCGCAUUCGAUACGCUCUUUUGGAAGGGUAUCUCAGGGCAGGUUAAUCGAUGGCGGAAAAAGUCCCUCAAUUUGUCAAGUACAUCAUUCGAUAAGCUCGCUCAGCACAAGGUUCCCUUUCUGUACAAUUUCUCGCCGUCUGUUGUGCCACCUGCCAUGGAUUGGCCAGAGUGGAUCAAAGUGACUGGUUACUGGUUCCUAGAAGGUUCAGAUGACAAGGAUAACAAGAAAUGGGAAGCGCCGCAGGACGUGGCGGAUUUCAUUAAAAAGGCAAGGAGUGACAAGAAGAAGUUGGUGUAUAUUGGAUUUGGCUCCAUUGUCGUGUCUGACCCGAAGGCUUUGACAAAAGCUGUGGUGGAAGCUGUGAAGAAGUCUGGAGUACGCUGCAUUUUGUCGAAAGGCUGGUCCGAUCGCGGCAGCAAGAAGGACGAUGAUGACGAGGAAGAAGAUGAGCGGACCGAGAAGGAGAAGGAGGAGGAAAAGCGGAAACAGAAGGAAGAGGAGAACAAAGAGUUUGGCGACUCCAUCCUGUCUGUUGAUUCAAUUCCACACGACUGGCUCUUUCCGCAACUCGACUGCGCAUGCCACCAUGGUGGUGCUGGUUCCUUGGGUGCGAGUCUACGUGCUGGUAUACCUACCAUUGUCAAGCCUUUCUUUGGCGACCAGUACUUCUUUGGUGGUCGUGUACAAGAUCUCGGUGUGGGCCAAUGCCUUAAGAAGCUGACUGCAAAGUCACUGUCUGAGGCGCUCAAGUUUUGCACGACGGAUGAGCUGACCAUUCAAAAAGCUGAUAAGAUUGGUGAACAGAUUCGGAGUGAGCGUGGCGUGGAUAAUGCCAUUGAGAACAUCUAUCGGGAUAUGGAGUAUGCGCGGUCGCUCAUCAAGGAUCCAAGUCGAGCACAGCCUGGGUCUGCUGACAGCGAUGGCUCUUACCAGAUGGUUGAGCAUGAUGAUGGCGAUUCUGAGGAAGAUGAUGAUGAGUUGUUUGAGAAGUCUACUGACGAUACGGGCAAGGUGGUGACUUCGCUCAGGAAGUUGAAGGAUCUGCGGCUGCCGAAUCCGUUGGGCGAUCGUUCUGGCUCGUAUGGCUUGAGCAGCAUCAAGGCGUUCAAGCAAAAAGCCAGCAAUUUCAAGCUGAGCAGGCACUGAGCUAUGAGAUGGAAGGCUACAGUAGAGGAGUAGACACAAUCACGCAAAUCAGCUUCCAAAAUGUGUAGAGUACUCGGUCGCGGACCCCACCUCGUCGGUCGAAGAAUCCAGGGUUCCCCAAAAUGCGUCGUGCCCCGCCGUCAAUUAAUUGCUUGCCCUACCCGUCCUUUCUGCAAUAUGAUUGAGCUUGGCAGGGCUGUAGCCUGUAGUCCCGUAGAGCCCAGGACCUG
This is a messenger RNA of Protomyces lactucae-debilis, 4094 nucleotides long. RefSeq lists its product as uncharacterized. The coding region runs from base 283 to 3864 and encodes 1193 amino acids. The record is from RefSeq and is a predicted model, not a curated record. Lineage: Eukaryota; Fungi; Ascomycota; Taphrinomycetes; Taphrinales; Protomycetaceae. Gene Ontology annotation, molecular function: UDP-glycosyltransferase activity; hexosyltransferase activity. Gene Ontology annotation, biological process: carbohydrate metabolic process. The transcript is spliced from 2 exons.